Amborella trichopoda is the source of this 1921-nucleotide messenger RNA. It is a transcript of the gene CAF2, whose product is annotated as RNA-binding CRS1 / YhbY (CRM) domain-containing protein. Gene Ontology annotation, molecular function: RNA binding. NCBI's taxonomy places the organism in Eukaryota, Viridiplantae, Streptophyta, Magnoliopsida, Amborellales, Amborellaceae. The record is from RefSeq and is a predicted model, not a curated record. Gene Ontology annotation, biological process: Group II intron splicing.
CUCCAUUGCCAAAAAAAAAAAAAAAAAAAUUCAUGGAGCUUUAGUAUCAAUUUUCUUUACACGAUUCUCUAUUUUAUAAAUGGCUAUUAUGGCGAGCCUUUCCGGUGCUAACCUCUUCUCUUCUCCCCCUUCUCCUCCUCUCAAAAACGACGCCAUUAAAAGACCUCCAAACCCUCCAAUCCCAAUUCCCAAAUACCCACCGAAAAAGAGGCAAGAACGAGAGAAAUCACCAUUGGAGAAGGCUUUCAGAGCUCCACAUAGAGGAACCAACUACUAUAAACCAGUCUCUGAUGGCGUCAUUUCGGCGGAGGAGGACGGUCGAUCAGUGGUUAUCGGAGAAUCAGGGGUUUCUUAUCUCAUACCAGGUGCGCCAUUUGAGUUCCAGUUCAGUUAUUCUGAGACGCCUAAGGGUAAGCCUUUGGCCAUUAGAGAGCCUGCACAUUUGCCCUUUGCGCCGCCGACUAUGGGGCGGCCAUGGACUGGUAAGGCUCCAUUGAAGAAGAAGAAGGAGAAGAGGAAGAUCAAGCUCUUCGAUUCCUUUGAUUCUUUAAUAGCGGAAGAAAAAAACGGAGAGAAGAAGAUGAUGCAUAUGCUUCGACCUUUUGAGAUUGGGGAGUCUAUGAGAGAGAAAAGGAGCAGAGAAGAGAUACUUGGUUCUCCGGUCAAGCGAGGGGAGGUUCGAGCUCUGGUUAAGCCUUGCUUGUCCAAUAAUCGUCAGGUUAAUCUUGGGAGGGAUGGCUUGACUCAUAAUAUGCUUGAGUUAAUACACUCACAUUGGAGACGGCAGGCGGUGUGUAAGGUUCGAUGCAAAGGUGUUCCAACUGUUGACAUGGACAAUGUGUGCCAUCACCUUGAGGAAAGGACAAGGGGAAAAAUUAUCCUCCGAAUGGGUGGUGUUGUUUAUCUUUUUCGUGGACGGAAUUAUGAUCAUCGAACUCGUCCACGCUACCCCAUAAUGCUUUGGAAGCCUGCUACUCCUGUCUAUCCAAAGCUCAUACAAGAAGCUCCAGAAGGUUUGACAAAAUCAGAGGCCGAUGAGCUGAGAAAGAAAGGGAAGAAUCUGUUGCCAAUAUGCAAACUUGCAAAAAAUGGAGUAUAUAUUACUCUUGUAAAAGAUGUGAGGGACGCUUUUGAAGCAUCAAGUAUAGUUAAAAUAAAUUGCCAAGGAAUGCAUGCAAGUGAUUACAAAAAGCUAGGAGCCAAACUCAAGGAGCUGGUUCCUUGUAUUCUUCUUUCUUUUGAUGAUGAGCAGAUACUAAUGUGGAGGGGUCAAGAUUGGAAAUCUAUGUAUCAGGAUACUCCACCUACAGUUUCAGGUGACAAUAGUACCUAUUAUUCGAACUUGAAUAACACGAGCCUCUUGUCUUCGGACGACACAACUGGAGCCGAAAACCUUGUUUCAGAUCAAAUGGUUGGGUUGGAUGUGGGAGCAAGCUCUCCUAAGAUCAAAAGCAAGAGAAUGAUGUCCUUGUGGAAGAGUGCAAUAGAGUCAAGGAAAGCGUUGUUCCUUGAAGAGAUAAACCUUGAUCCUGAUGCUCUUUUAAAGAAAGUUGAGGAGUUCCAGAAUGUGUCUCAAGCAAUGGAGCAUUCUUAUCCUGCUGUAGUUUUACCUGAAGCUGAAGCAGGCAAGAUAUCGGAGGAAGACUCCUCUGGUAAAAGUUGGGAGUUCGAAGAUGAUGAUGAUGAUAAUGAUGAUGAUGAUUCUGGUGAGGAUUUUGAAGUAAUAGAUGAGUCAGUUCCUUUAGGUUCUUUACCUGUGGAUUUCCUUGCAGAGCAGUUGAGUUCAGAUUAAUAUAACUCUCUCUGAGUCUCUGUCUCGCACUCUCUCCAGAUGUAACUUAAGAUUAUAUGCAAUGAUCAUUAGCUUUCAUCCGCAAAGGUCACAUAACACCUCGAGCAAUAAAAUGUAAAAUUGUAUGUC